Messenger RNA from Xylaria bambusicola, 1394 nucleotides. RefSeq names its product proline iminopeptidase. Lineage: Eukaryota; Fungi; Ascomycota; Sordariomycetes; Xylariales; Xylariaceae. The record is from RefSeq and is a predicted model, not a curated record. Gene Ontology annotation, cellular component: cytoplasm. The transcript is spliced from 4 exons. Gene Ontology annotation, molecular function: aminopeptidase activity. Gene Ontology annotation, biological process: proteolysis. The coding region runs from base 174 to 1151 and encodes 325 amino acids.
GUGACAAUUUCAGGCAGAUCAACUCCACAACUGACUGACUCACACGGCCAGCAACACCCGGAUAUAUGAAGAUGCUAGCUGGCUCGUCGUGAAAAGGUCAUGAGACUACUUUCAAUCAAAUUGAGAUGUAAAUGUGAUAUCAAUACCUUUCAUUUCUAGUUCACUCUUUUGCGAUGUCUACCCCACAGUCCACCGGCACCUCGUACACCCACGAGCCAGCAUGGGAUUCCGGCCAUCUCAAAGUCGGAUCCAUUCACGAGAUCUACUAUGAACAGUACGGCAAGAAAGACGGGCUUCCUGUGAUCUUUCUUCACGGAGGGCCCGGUGCCAACACAUCGCCGCAGAACGCCAACUAUUUUAACCCUGCAGUCUACAGAGUGGUUCUGCUGGACCAGCGCGGCGUAGGUAAAUCACGUCCGAAAAACGAGCUGAAGGAGAACACGACGCAGCACCUCUCCGACGACAUCGAGCGACUGCGCGAGCACCUCGGCAUCGCGAAAUGGCACAUGGUGUUCGGCGGGUCGUGGGGCAGCACGCUAGGCCUGUUCUAUGCGCAAGCACACCCGGACAAGGUCGGAUCCCUCGUGAUCCGCGGCGUUUUCUUAGCGACUAGGGCCGAACUCUACGGGCCCGGAGCAGGCGACGCCGCAGCCAUGUUCUUCCCGCAAGAGCGCGAGGCCUUCCUCUCCUUCCUCCCCGAGAACGAACGAGCAGACCCUGCUAAGGCGUACUACGAUCGGAUUAUCUCGCCCGAUCCUGCAAUCUCUCGCCCGGCGGCGGUCGCGUGGAGUCGUUGGGAUAUGACGACGGGGACAUUGAAGCCUAAUACAGAGUCUAUAGGGAUGCUGGAUGAUCCUGAGUGGUGCUAUACGCACUCGCUUUUCGAGAAUCAUUACCUCUUUCAAAAUGGGGCUUUCAUAGAGGACGGGCAGCUCUUGUUCCCUGAGAAUAUGGCGAAGAUCAAGGAUAUCCCAGGGGCUAUUGUCCAGGGGCGCUAUGAUGUGCUCUGCCCGCCAGUGACUGCUUGGAAAGUGCACAAGGCGUGGCCUAGGUCUUCAAUACACUUUGUUUCUGAUGCCGGGCAUGCUGCUUCUGAACCUGGGACGGCCGCAAAACUCACGCAAGUGUGUGACGAAUUGGCGAACCUAUGAAGUAUGAAUCACUUGUAUUCAAGGCUGGAAUCUUAGCAAAAGAAACUAUGUCGGUUGUCGAUUUAGGAAUUUAUUUAAGGGUGAUAGGAAAUGGGUCAGACUGAAACUCUUGCAGUAAUUACACCAGGACUACAUUCACUACAUAUAAGGCAAGAUGUUUGCAUUUUAAUCUUUGUCACGAUAUCCUCGGUCAGGAAGUCGGUAGAUAGCCACAUCCGUUAGGAUCAGACGGAAUUCUAUUCA